AUGAUGAGGCCUCUGGCUGCAGCCUUAAAGAGAUCAGAAUGGCAGCAGAAGUGGGACUGGUCUUUAUGGGCACUACAAGCACUGGCACUGCAAGACGAACUCACUCAAGAAGAUUGCACUGCUGGCGUGAAGGCAUGCGGAAAGGCCUUGCGUUGGCAGUGGGCAUUGCAGCUCCUUUCAUGGUCGCGCAAGUUUUCCAUCCGGCAUCCUUGGAAUCCUGCCAUCUCGGCAUGCGCCUUGGUGACGGAAUGGGAGCGUGCUUUGCUUCUUCUUCGCAGCAUGCGCCAUCGCGGACCGAAGCCAUCCGCAAGCAGCUACUCUGCAGCCCUGGAUGCCUUAGCUCGCGGGGCUGAAUGGGCAAGGGGCCUACAGCUCCUGUCGGAGAUGAACCGCCGAGUUGCCCCGGACCUCGUCGCGGUCACCUCCGUCAUCGUGGCCUGUGGGGCGGCCACGCGUUGGAUCGUAGCGCUCCAGCUCUUUGAGAGAGCGAGUGCCGAGUUCCACGGAGGUGAUGUGGUGCUGCUUGGGGCCACUGCGGCGGCUUGUGGUCGCGGCCAUCAGUGGCAGGCAUCAUUGGCAUUUCUGGAGUGCGGCUCUGCAGCCAGACUGCUGAAUGCAACUCUAUUUGGAGCUUGUUUAGCCGCCUGCGCGAAUUCGUCAGUGUGGGUGCAGGCAGCUGCCCUGCUGCAGGGGAUGAGCAGGACAGCCAUAGCACCCGGAGAAGCAGGACUCGCAUCUGCAGCCAGUGCAUUUUCAUCUGCGGAGCUUUGGCAGCAGGCUCUCGGUGUGCUUUCAAGAGCGGAGCCACAGACAGGUGCCUGGUGGGGAACAGCAAUUGCUGCUGCUGCUCGUGGUAUUCAGUGGGAGCAGGCAUUGGAGCUUUAUGCCAGGAUGCAGGAAUGCAGCAUCUCUCCCAACGAGGCUUGCAGCAGUGCCGUCCAGACGGCGUGUGUUCGAGCUUCUCGAUGGGAGGUGAGCUUGCUGUUGAGCUUCGCCAGAGGUGAGGGCGAUGGCUCAGGCUUGGCCCCGGCGAUCCCUGUUGGAUGUCUUGGUCCGGUGUUGGCUGCGUGUCAACAUGGUGCCCUCUGGAUCGAAGCCUUGCACUAUCUACGUCAGGCCCAGCUAGCCGGGAUCAGCGGCGUCGUGAUGCGCGCCUCGGCCAUGGCAGCUUGCGCGGAGGCCUCCAAGUGGAGCUGGGCGCUUCGCUUGCUACCAGCUCUCACUUCCAGAGACGCUGAGCCUAAUGCAAUUUGCUUCGGUGUGGCGCUCCAUGCCUGCCGUUUGGGACGCCAGUGGGCUGCAUCUUUGUGGAUGCUUUGGAACGAGAUGCCAAGAUGUUCUGUUCAACCAGACUGGGUGGCGUUCUGCGCGGCACUGUUGGCAUCAGAGCGAAGCCACAAGGGCGCUGAGGUAUUGCACCUGGUGCAGCAGCUUAGUAAAGGUGCAGUCGGCCACGAGCCGCGACUUCAGAGUUCCAGGCUUGGGGAGCGACUCGCUGCAGCUUCUUUGUUGGAUCAGCAUAGUCGGCUCAGCUCCAGCUGCAGUCGUCAGAUUUGGCGAAGGCCUGGGUGGACCUCAGCUCACACGGACCAUGAUGCGGUGAAGUUGCCAAGAGCUGCAAGAGUGGAUGCAGAGGUACACACUCUGGGAGAAGCCCCCGUGAAGAGAACAGACCACAGUGUCGUUCUUUUUCGAGACUCGCUUCUUGUUUUCGGCGGAUUUGAUGGACAUAACAGGUUCAAUGACCUCAGAGAGCUGCAUCUGAAAGAUAAGCGCUGGAGUCAAGUCAGUGUGCGAAGUCAAGUACCCCGCAAUCGUUUCGGGCACACCGCCGUGAUAUACGCCCACUCCAUGUACAUCUUUGGGGGCUGGGACGGUCAUGACACGUUGCAGGAGUUGUUUGAGUACAAUAUCUCCUCCAACAUGUGGAUCCAGUUGCCCCUGCGUGGUACAGCACCUCGUGCGCGGUAUCGUCACACAGCGGUCGUGUGUGGUGACGCGAUGUUCACGUUUGGUGGCGUCGACAAGACGCAGUACCGUUUUCCAGACUUGCACGAGUACAACUUUACGCAUCGGCAUUGGUUGAAGGUCGCUACGAUGUCUCUGCAACCAUCGGCACGAACUUUCCACAAGACUGUGGUUCACGAGGGCUACAUGUACAUCCUGGGUGGCUUUGACGGACGUCGAUUGAAUGACAUGUACCGUAUUUUGCUGCGGACAAAAUCCGAGCUACAACGUUGUCAGAAACAACUCGCUGAGCAGGCAGCAAGCAGUCCACCUGUCCCGACCAGUUCUACACGUCCAGAAGAUGUUCCCGGAAGCACUGGGGCCGUUGGUGAUGCUCAGGAUGCUGCUCAAACUUUGAUGCCAGAGGACUUGUGGUGUUGGACCCGCAUUGAUGACCAGAUUGGCCAGGUGUACACCCCGCGAACCGGUCACGCGGUGGUCGUGUGGAAUCACUGCUUCUACCUGAUGGGAGGUGGCAUUUCCAGUAGCGCUGUGCUUGCACGAUUGCCUUCCGAUGGCACAAGGCCCGGCUUGCUGCGCUUGGGCUUGGCGCCUUCGCUUCUCGAUGAAGCUCAUGCUGUUGCCUUCGAGGCUGGUCCGUCGCAAGCGCUUGCUCACCUGACCGGCCUGGAGGCACUCGAGCCGGACCCAGUGCAGCAACAGGUGGCAAAGCAGCUGGAUGUUGUGUGGAGCUCAACCUGGGCGUACUCCGAGGCAUACGACCUGUGGAAGCAAUCACACAUGGAGUGGCAGGCCGAAUGCGCUCGCAGAGUAGCUGCGCACAAGCAGCGGCGGCAGCUGGAGCAGCACAGGAGCCACGACCGAAAGGACGAGAAGUCCGACUUCCCCGAGGCUCCUUUGGUCCUUCCUGCAGAGCCAACAAAGCCAUCGUUACGAAGCAGAGGCUGCUACAUUUGGGGGCAGGUUGGCCGUGGCAAGACUCUUCUCAUGGACGUCUUCGCAUUGUCCCUCCAGCCCACAAAGAACUUGGUCGGGAUGCCGUCAAAGGCGCAGCUCCGGCGAGUCCAUUUUCACGAGUUCAUACAUGACCUGCACCGCCAGCUCCAUCGGUCAGGGGGCCAAUCUGGAUUAGCCGCUGCGGUCGAUGUCGUCAUGCGUGGUCAGCCGCCUGUGCUCUGUUUCGAUGAGUUUCAAAUCACUACAAUCGCAGAUGCAUCGCUCUUGACGCCGCUGUUCAGUGACCUAUUGACACGGGACCUCGCUGUGGUCAUAACUUCCAACCGAUCUCCAAGCGAGUUGUACAAGGGAGGGAUCGGUCGAGAUGCUCACCUACCUGCUUUUGAAUCCUUGUUGCAAUCGGCUUUGGAGGUCCGUCACCUGGAUGCUGGCACAGACUACCGUGUCAGGGCGGCCAGCGAUAUUUCGACAGACCAAUCCGACUACAUCUUGGGUGCAGGAGCCAAUGAGCGUUUGGAGGCUGCUUUUCGAGUUGCUUGUGAAGAGCAAGCAGUGGGCCCCAUGCUCUUGCGGAUUGCUUGGGGACGCUCCAUGUUGUGCCAGCACGUUGCCAAUGGCGUCGCCAAGUUCACCUUCGAAGAACUUUGCGGAAACCCUUUGAGCUCAGAGGACUAUUUGGCACUGAUCCGAAGUGCAGGCAUUCACACGUUCGUGGUCUCUGGUGUCCCUCAGUUCGGCUUGAACCUGCACAACGAGGCGCGUCGCUUCACAAACUUCGUGGAUGCUCUGUACGAGCAGCAGCACGGCUCUUGGACAGUGCUUUCUGUCUGCAAAGCUUGGGUAUUCAUCGAACAAUGCGCAUUGCAGGAAUCGACGGUUUAUGCUCUGCGGAAGUGGAGUCAGAUCAGCCGGCGAUGGGUAUUGGAGGCUCAGAAAACUCACUGCGAUGGCAUCGGCACGGCGACGUCUCUUUUCAUUCUUCCGAAUUGUCUCCGUGCAGGCCCGACACCUUCGCAACGGCAGAGGCGGACGCAGAGGCUGGCACAUCACUUCGCUUGUCGGGCUACGAGCAGGAUAGUGUCGCUGGAGUCAUGGCUGCUGCAGUUGACAGCCUUCGCACAGACCCCAGUGGCAGAAGUGCUUGCGAGACGUGCUGCCAUUGCUCGGUGCACCGAUGAAAAUGCCCGGCAGAACGACAUUUACCGGUACGAUGUUCGUCACAAGACAUGGGCUUGCAUCGACCCUGUGACUGGCAGUCCGCCUUCGGCGCGAUCUGGAUCCAAGGCUGUGGUGUGCCGAGACAGCAUUUUCUUCUUCGGUGGCUACACCAAGAAGGAUGGAGACUACUUCAACGACCUCUUCGAGUUCAACAUUCCCAAAGCUCACUGGACCCGUCUUGAUGCAGCCCAAAAGCCAUCAGUGCGAACAGAUCAUUCCUGCGUGGUGUUCGAGGCAAGUCUGUACAUUUUCGGUGGCUUUGACGGACGUACUCGUUUUCAGGAUCUGCAUCUCUUUAACACGGAAGAAAGGGAAUGGAUGCAGGUAACGGACACCGACAAUGUGCCGGUUGGCCGCUUCGGACAUUCAGCCGUCGUGUACCAGUCUGGCAUGUUUGUGUUCGGCGGGUGGGAUGGCCAUGACACACUGGAUGAUCUGUACGAGUUUUCCAUCACUACGAACCAAUGGUAUGCUGUUCCUGGACGAGGCGACGUUCCUCCGUCUCGCUAUCGUCAUAGCGCGGUGGUCCACGGCUGCUGCAUGUUCGUUUUCGGUGGGGUGGACAAGCGCCAGGCACGCUUCUCCGACUUGUGCGAGUUCAGUUUUGACACUCGGUCAUGGUCUCGGGUGAAGACUUCUGGUGAUCCACCAUCUGCGAGAACCUUCCAUCGUGCCUGCAUGUAUGGAGGCUGUAUGUACAUCCUUGGAGGGUUCGAUGGCACGCGACGGAACGACAUGUACAAGAUUGCCCUCCCCGAACAGCUGCCGCGUGAUGAGAAACGGAGGCGGCGCUUGCAGGGAACGGGUGAAGGUGAUGCAGAGGCCGCCGCGGAGCCAGAGAUCGGAGAGGUGGAAGGUCCCCAGCCAGAGAACAUCAAGGAAGUCACCAGGCUCCGGCUGCAGGUUCUGGAACUUCAGAAGCGCCUUGAAGCCGAGCAAGAACGCCAUCUUUGUAAAAUUUGUUACGAGCGCGAGAUCAACACGGUCAUCCUAGAUUGUCAGCACCGUGCCGUGUGCUCGAGAUGCCUCGACCAGGUGAAUAGCUGCCCUUUGUGUCGGGCGUCCAUCAGUUCGACUGUCAUCACGUACAAUGCCUAG
Messenger RNA from Symbiodinium sp. CCMP2456, 5241 nucleotides. NCBI's taxonomy places the organism in Eukaryota, Dinophyceae, Suessiales, Symbiodiniaceae. The record is from the annotation of a GenBank genome assembly.